Messenger RNA from Onychostoma macrolepis, 1486 nucleotides. RefSeq names its product enoyl CoA hydratase, short chain, 1, mitochondrial (gene echs1). NCBI's taxonomy places the organism in Eukaryota, Metazoa, Chordata, Actinopteri, Cypriniformes, Cyprinidae. Bases 69 to 944 code for a protein of 291 amino acids. Gene Ontology annotation, cellular component: mitochondrion. The transcript has 8 exons. Gene Ontology annotation, biological process: fatty acid beta-oxidation. Gene Ontology annotation, molecular function: enoyl-CoA hydratase activity. The record is from RefSeq and is a predicted model, not a curated record.
GACAGCCAACCAGCGCGACUCCAGCGUCGCAGACUCGCAGUGUUUGUUACCGUUGACCCCGCACAACCAUGGCGCUGCUCUGCAGAUCCACAGGGUUACUUCUCAAACACAGUAAACUGCUGCCGUCUGCGUUAGCAGCAACAAGGCAAUGCAGUUCAGGUGGCCAGUAUCAGUACAUUCUAGUUGACAAAAAGGGUGAAAAGAAGGAUGUUGGCUUCAUCCAACUGAACAGACCAAAGGCACUGAAUGCUCUUUGUGAUGGGCUUAUGAUGGAGGUGGGCAAAGCCCUUGAUGCAUUCGACGCUGACAGCGAAGUGGGAGCAAUUGUCGUCACAGGAAGCGAAAAAGCCUUCGCAGCUGGAGCUGAUAUUAAAGAGAUGCAGAAUCGAACCUUUCAAGAGUGCUAUGGAGGAAACUUCCUGGCACACUGGAACAGGGUAUCAACAGUUAAAAAGCCUGUUAUUGCAGCUGUCAAUGGGUUUGCGCUUGGUGGAGGAUGUGAGUUUGCCAUGAUGUGUGACAUAAUCUAUGCUGGGGAGAAAGCACAGUUUGGACAGCCAGAAAUCUUGCUCGGGACCAUUCCUGGUUCUGGUGGCACUCAGAGGCUUACAAGAGCAGUGGGAAAAUCCCUUGCAAUGGAGAUGGUUCUCACAGGAGACCGAAUCUCAGCUCAGGAGGCAAAACAGUCUGGUCUGGUAAGUAAAGUGUUUCCUGUGGAUCAGCUGGUAUCAGAAGCGAUCAGAUGUGGAGAGAAAAUAGCUGGCAAUUCCAAACUUGUCUCAGCCAUGGCAAAGGAAGCUGUUAACGCAGCAUUUGAACUGAGUUUAGCUGAGGGCAAUCGACUUGAGAAAAGAUUGUUCCAUGCAACCUUUGCGACGGAGGACAGAAAGGAGGGCAUGACUGCUUUUGUGGAGAAGCGAAAGGCUGCUUUCCAGGACAAGUAAAAUUCCAGUGGAAAAUGUGGUGAUUUUUAAACCAUGGUGUUUCGUUUGUGAUCAAAUGCUGUUAUUAAAAUACUCUACUUUGCCUUAAUUUUCUUAUCAAGCGUUUAUGAAAAAACAUCAGGAUCUGUACUUUUGAGUUGACAGAUUUAAUUUGCUCUGAUUUAGCGUCUUAGUAAUGUCUGGUAUUAUCACCUUGAAACCUUCUUUGCUGAUACACCAUAAAUAGAGGCAUCCAGUACAGUAACUGUGUGUAAUUUAAACACUCAGUCAUGCUUUGUACUAGCAUACACUUUAUCAAUUAAGAGAGAGAAAGUGGUGUUGCCAUAACCUUUCUAAAUUGUUUGUAAUUACUGUAUAACACUAUUGAAGGUUUUGCAAAUCCCAUUCUGAUUUGAUUUUGUAUGUUGACUAUUACACUAAAAUUCAUUGGGAAAAGACGUCGCAAUUCCACUUAGUGCACUCUAGGUGGCGCUGUGGGUGUAUCUUCAGUCACUCGUGCGGCUUAUUCAUCGAGGUAGCCUAAUAAAGUCACUGUAGUAGUA